Marchantia polymorpha subsp. ruderalis is the source of this 3307-nucleotide messenger RNA. The record is from the annotation of a GenBank genome assembly. Lineage: Eukaryota; Viridiplantae; Streptophyta; Marchantiopsida; Marchantiales; Marchantiaceae.
CAAUACAUGUAGGCUCCCCUGCGACGGGAGCUCCCGUGGAGUUUAAAGUGGAGGCAAGGACCCGUCGUUGAAGUAGCCCAAGGAAGGAAGGAAGGAAGGCAGGAAGGACACCAGCAUCAGCAGCAGAGAGAGGAAAAGGAGCAGCCAGACGAAGAAUUGAAGAAAACCAGUGCGACAGCUAGUGGGCAUUCAUGCCAUUCAUCUCCAGGACGAGAAGUUCAGGUCCUCGAUAGUCCUCGUCGCCCUUUGCUCGCUCGCUCGCUCGCUGUUGGUCGUGAAGUGGACAGGCACUUUUGAACUCUCGACGACGCCGCAGGAGAAGAACGCAGAGAAAAGAAGAUCAUCAUCCAUUCCUCGCACCAAGACCCGACUUGAACAGGUUCCAGGGGAAAGCAGAGUGCGGAUGACGCAGAGAAGUAGGACGGAAGGGAGUAAGGUAGGAACGACAGUAGAUUUUUCUGUGAAGAGAAUAGAUUUGAAAUUUAGAGUGGGGUGGAGCAGGAAGAGGUCGAGGCCAGCUUUGGGUUAGGAGGAUUCGUGCGAAAGACGGGAAACGAUAGGAUUUGUCAAAUUGUCAGAAUGGCGGUGAAGGAAAGCCGGAGGUGGUGGUGAAAAAUUGUGGGUUUGUGGAGAUCUGGGUAUUGUUGGAGGUAUAGAGGAAGGCCAGAAUAAUUAGAAAAGGAUUAUUUUGUGUGUGCUGCGAGUCGGAGUGCAUGGGCACGCGGAGGAGGAGGUCAGGGUCGAGGAAUGGAAGGGUGGUCGUGAAGAUGAUGGAAAGGGGUUGAAUAUCAGCUCCUGUGCCGCUGGAACUGAAUUCUGGGGUGGUGGGGUUGAUCCAAACUCACGAUGGGUGGAGACAUGAAGCUGCUGCUUUUGCUCGUUGGUCUGAGGACAACCGAUUCUUGAUGGAGGAUGUGUUCAUCGUGGUGUGACUGACUCACCAACUGAUUAACCACAAAACUUUGUAGACGUCGGUCUGCCUGAUGAAGACGGUGGGAGCAACUUCUCCCAUGGAUUCCUCCCAUCCGUCCGCAUCGCUUUCUCUGGCCGUGGUACCAGCUGGAUCAAUGGCCUCUAGUGAACAGCUCACCAGGAAGCCAGUAAGACAAUUGGACUUCACCUCCAUGUAUGGCAAUGCCGCUGCCACUUCAUCUGAAACGUCCUUACGCUCUGGGCAAUCCAACUUGUACAGUACACGGCCUCCAUCACCAGUGAACUCUCCUGCCAGGAAGCACGGGUCUCCCAGAGCUGGACACAGGCCCCGAGCUGUUUUUGAGCCGAAGGAUGGGACUCCCAAGAAAUGCAAACAGUGCAAUUGCAAAAACUCUCGCUGCCUUAAGUUAUACUGUGAAUGUUUUGCAUCUGGCACGUAUUGCGAUGGGUGCAACUGUGUCAAUUGUUGCAACAAUGUCGACAAUGAAUCUGUCCGACAAGAAGCGGUGGAGACUAUUCUUGAGCGCAACCCAAAUGCCUUUAGGCCCAAGAUUGCGAGUAGUCCAAGUGCUCUUCUACGAGAUAGUCGGGAGGACAACGGCGAACAUCCGGUUGCAGGGAAGCAUAACAAAGGUUGCCACUGCAAGAAAUCAGGAUGCUUGAAAAAGUAUUGCGAAUGCUUUCAAGCCAAUAUUCUAUGUUCGGAAAAUUGUAAAUGUAUCGACUGUAAGAACUAUGAAGGUAGUGAAGAAAGACGAGCUCUCUUUCACGGAGACCAUAAUGUGGGAAUUAACUAUUCUCACAUGACGUCAAAUGGGUCGGUUGCUGCUGGUCCAGUAGCUACGUCAUCUGGCACUGGAGGCUUUACCCCAUCGCCAAUGAAACGAAGAAGAACCCAUGAUCUUGUGUUUGUUGGUCAACAGGGCUUAAAGGAACAAGCUCCUCCCCGCAGAGUUCCCCAAGCUGUGGUUUUGCAGCCAUGUACCGCCAAAAUGGCUACAACAACUAUCAAUCCAGCUGCACCAAUUUUGGUUCCAAUAGCUCGAGGAAAUAAUGUUCUUACUCCUACAAUGCAGAUUAUCCCGAGGUCACUACUGGCGGGUGUAAUACAACAAGACGCAGUUCAUGAACUCUGCAAACUGCUUGUCAUUGUGGAGAAUGAGACUCAUAAACGGCUUUUAGGGAGCUUGCCAGAGUCUGGCACAACACAAACAGGAGACAAUGGAGCCUCAAAGCCAAGUAUAGAAAUCCCUUCAGUCGCAACGAAAGAAGAGGAAAAGACACAGCUUGAAAACGAAGCAGGUACUGAGGAAAAAGCCAGUACUAGUACCGGCGAAAUCGCAAUCGGUGAACCAAACUCAGGUGCUGAAGAUGGAGACAUGGAGAAUGGACGCAAGAAGCGUGCAAUGUCACCGGGAACAUUAGCUUUGAUGUGCGACGAGCAAGAUACCCUCUUUACCGCCCCUCCCUCACCUUCAGGAGGCCUUUUUUCAGCUGGACCUUAUCCGAGUUUGAUCGCAGAACGGGAGCGUGUAAUCUUGUCAGAGUUCAGAGACUGCUUGCGGAGCAUUGUGUCCGUCGGCAAAAGGCGAGUUUCCAGUUUUGAGAAGGAUACUCUACGAUCGGAAAUGAUCCAGAACCUGAAGAGAAAUCAGGUCCUUGGUGAUGCCAUUCGCGUUUUGCGUCCUGUUCCUUCCCCAGCACAUCCUGUCGCUCAAGCCGUUCAUGCCACAGGGUUAACACCUAUACCGCUGUCAGCGAAAACUAAGAUUACUGGAUCCACGUCACUAACGGGUGUGUCUAACUCUGGUGCCGUUCCAGCUGCGCAACUUUGAACAUCUGGAAUGUUCCUUGCGAUAUGUCUCAUACAACCAGCUAGAGGAACUUCUAAAGUCCAACUCGUAGUGGUUUCGUUCUUCAAAUUGCGCAUCAAUCCAAGUCAGCUGAAUUCACUUCCAUUAUGCUCCUUCCAUUCAUGUCAUUCUUUUAAUAUGUAAAUCGGUUUUAAGUGUAGUAGACUGGACUUUUCUUACUUGUACAUGCAGUGUUUAGAUAGGAAACAAAUUCUUUCGCCCAUGACCUUCCCCUCCCCCACUGAGAGUGCCUUAACCCCAUGAGGGGAAAUUGAGUUGAGGAGGUGAGGUUUGCGAUGGAGGCCUCACCAUUAACUCCAGACAAAAUAGGAGCUCGACCACCGUGAGAUGUUUUGAAAGUAGAACCGGUGGAUGGAUCGUUCAGUUAGCACUGUGUCUCUCGAAGUUUUCCUCUGGUCCAAGUCCAGGGUGAUUGUAUAAAUACUCUUUCGUUGUGACGUAGUCCAGGAUAGGAAAAUUUAAUUCAGGAACGUUGCGUCUACAAGUGUCAGAUGAAGUUG